Cyphomyrmex costatus is the source of this 2554-nucleotide messenger RNA. RefSeq names its product F-box and WD-40 domain protein 7 (gene ago). The coding region runs from base 414 to 2405 and encodes 663 amino acids. Gene Ontology annotation, biological process: proteasome-mediated ubiquitin-dependent protein catabolic process; ubiquitin recycling. Gene Ontology annotation, cellular component: nucleus; cytoplasm. The transcript has 9 exons. Gene Ontology annotation, molecular function: ubiquitin binding. NCBI's taxonomy places the organism in Eukaryota, Metazoa, Arthropoda, Insecta, Hymenoptera, Formicidae. The record is from RefSeq and is a predicted model, not a curated record.
UGUGCGAACGUUGGAGUCGGGAGGUACGGAGGUAAAAAGAGAUAGUGGAGCCGCCAGGAGGCCGCUCGAUGGGUUCGCCCCGUUCGUCGUGUUUACGUCCGUCACUCGCCUUCCUCUUGACGUCCGCGCUGCUCUAGGUUUACGCCACUCUCUCUUCCCCUUCGCAUCACCGCAUAUCUUCCGUGUUUCUAACCUAACAUCGUCUCCAUCGCACGCGAGAGAUAUGAAUGCCAUGCUCCUUUGAUAGAGGUAUCACGUCGUCGCCGACAUCACCGACACGCACCGGACCCCUAGCAACCCCCAUCGCAUCGGGGGAUCGUCGUCGUCGAUCGAUUAAGAAAGGCUGACGGCUGGGAACGGCGCUCAUCCCAAGUACAGUUACUAUACCUAUAAACCCAACACUACGUAUAGUAAUGUCUGUCCCUCCUUCAUCCUCCAACAAUAUAUCUGACAAUAAUAAGCUAGGCGGUGCUAGUCCUAGUCCAAUUGAGGGAAUCGAGGAAGUUCCAGGACCAAGUUCCUUGGAUCCUAUGCAUUCAGUAUUGCCACAAGAUGAGGAAUCUGAAGAUUAUGGAGAUGAUGAGGAGGAGGGUGAUGAAGAAAGUAGUGAGGGAGAAAGUGAAAUUAGCGAUAGUGGAUUGUUUUGCGAUACCGAGUGUACAGCAGAAAUCGAAAGCAACAAUUGUCAGUCACCUAUACUACAGUCUCAAGUGGUUCUCUCUGAACAAGUUCAAAGUCCAGUAUCGCAUAUUUGUGUGCCAUUGGAUGCUAUUCAGCCUCAGAGAAAACGAAAAAGUGAAACAGAGUGUUGUCUACCUUGUAAAAAACUUAAUCCAGAAGAAAAGUCUCAAAUAAUGACUGCAAGAAAACUAGAUGAUAAAGGUAAACACGUGAGAUGUGUCAUUCCUACUAAGGACAAUCCUCCUCCAGAAAUGAGCAGUUGGCUUUUGCAAUUUCAGAGAUGGUCAAAUGCGGAAAGGAUGUUAGCGAUAGAUGAACUAAUAGAAAGAUGCGAGCCCACGCAAGUGCGUCACAUGAUGCAGGUGAUAGAGCCACAGUUUCAACGGGAUUUUAUAUCUUUGCUGCCAAAAGAGUUGGCGUUGUCGGUAUUGGCAUUUCUGGAGCCGAAGGAUCUCCUGAGGGCUGCCCAAACCUGCCGAAACUGGCGAUUUCUAGCUGAUGAUAAUCUACUCUGGAAAGAGAAGUGUAAGGCAGCUGGUAUAGAAGACUUGAAAGAUCUACUACCGCCGAAACGAAAGAACUGUCGAAGCAGCAACCACUCGUCACCGUGGAAACAGGCUUAUAUGCGGCAACACAAUAUUAAAAUGAAUUGGAGGACGAAGCCGAUUCGUACACCAAAAGUGUUGAAAGGUCAUGAUGACCAUGUUAUUACAUGCCUUCAAUUCUCUGGCAAUCGGAUAGUCAGUGGUUCAGAUGACAAUACACUCAAAGUAUGGUCCGCUGUUACGGGCAAGUGUUUACGGACAUUGGUUGGGCAUACCGGGGGCGUGUGGUCUUCGCAAAUGUCCGGUACAAUUGUUAUCAGUGGUAGUACAGAUCGUACUUUGAAAGUGUGGAACGCGGAAACUGGCCAGUGUAUUCAUACAUUGUAUGGUCAUACCUCAACAGUUAGAUGUAUGCACCUGCAUGGUAACAAGAUUGUCAGUGGUAGUAGAGACGCGACACUAAGAGUGUGGCAGGUGGACACAGGGGAGUGCUUACAUGUGCUCGUGGGGCAUCUAGCGGCAGUUAGAUGUGUGCAAUAUGAUGGAAAGUUGGUGGUCAGUGGUGCCUACGACUAUAUGGUCAAAGUUUGGAAUCCAGAACGUGAGGAGUGCCUUCAUACCUUACAAGGACAUACUAACCGCGUUUAUUCCCUCCAGUUCGACGGUGUGCACGUUGUUAGCGGAUCAUUGGACACGAGUAUAAGAGUGUGGGAGGUAGAAACAGGUGCUUGUAGACAUACUCUGAUGGGUCAUCAAUCUCUUACUUCGGGGAUGGAGUUGCGCAAUAAUAUAUUAGUGUCAGGCAAUGCUGAUUCUACCGUUAAAGUAUGGGACAUUGUUAACGGUCACUGCCUUCAAACUCUUUCCGGUCCGAACAAACAUCAAUCGGCGGUUACUUGCCUUCAGUUUAAUAGCCAUUUUGUGAUUACGUCCUCUGACGAUGGUACAGUAAAACUCUGGGAUGUUAAGACUGGUGAUUUCAUUAGGAAUCUAGUUGCUCUGGAAAGUGGUGGUAGCGGCGGUGUUGUGUGGAGGAUUCGAGCGAGUGAUACGAAACUAGUGUGUGCAGUAGGUAGUCGUAACGGUACCGAGGAGACAAAACUGCUUGUCCUCGAUUUCGACGUUGAGGAGCAUUUGUCAACGGUGGCAGACGAAAUCGAGGCGACUGAGACGUACUGAAACUGCGAGGCAAAAUGACAUUAAUCGAAGAAUCUCAUACCUCCUGGAGCAAACAAGAAAACUGUCGACGACAAUUCACGUCUCUUUCGGAGAGAUCAUACAAAUCUUUUUACGAGAAAUUUCAAAUGGUUUUGUUGUAUUUUGCAACA